GGCCGGAUAUGUUCUGUGACUUCAACGGCAAGAAGUACAGCCCGGGCGAGAGCUGGCACCCCUACCUGGAGCCGCAGGGGCUGAUGUACUGCAUCCGCUGCAGCUGCUCCGAGAACACCAACAUCAGGUGCUACCGGAUCCAGUGCCCAGCUCUGCAGUGCGCCAGCCCGGUCACGGACCCCCAGCAGUGCUGCCCGCGGUGUCUCGAGCCGCAUUCCCCUUCUGGCCUCCGGGCACCAGUCAAGUCCUGCCAGUACAAUGGGACAACCUACCAGCAAGGCGAGAUGUUCACCACCAGCGAGCUCUUUCCCAGCCGCCAGCCGAACCAGUGUGUGCAGUGCAGCUGCUCCGAAGGCCAGAUUUACUGCGGCUUGGUGACUUGCCCGGAGCUGUUGUGUUCCUCUCCCCUAACUGUGCCGGAUUCCUGCUGCCGGGUCUGCAAAGAUGGCUCCUAUGAGAAGUCCACGGAAGAGGAACCCCUGCAGUUAAACAGAGGUGUUAGGCACUCACAAGACCAGUGCUUGGGGGAGGCGAUGGGAAGGAAGCCACCUGGAGCUACCGCGUCCACUGUUCUCACUUCCUCCCUGGAGUUCAUCCCUAGGAGCUUCAAACCCAAGGGAGGAGGUGGCACCACCGUGAAGAUUGUCUUGAAAGAGAAGCACAAGAAAGCUUGUGUUUACAAUGGGAAGACCUACUCCCAUGGGGAGGUGUGGCACCCUGUCUUCCGUCUCUACGGCCUCCUGCCCUGCAUCCUCUGCACUUGCAGGGAUGGUAUCCAGGACUGCCAGAAGAUCACAUGCCCCAAGGACUAUCCUUGUGACUAUCCAGAGAAAGUAGAUGGGAAAUGCUGUAAAAUAUGCCCAGAAACCAGAGUCAAACCCACUGAUGAAAUAGUCACUGCGCGGUGUGGCAAGAACCCCAACCGUGUCCUGGUGUACAUGUUUGUGCCGCCGAGCUCGGAGACUUCCAAGGAGAUCCUCAGGACAAUUGCGAUUGAGAAGGAGCCCAUGGAGGAGGUGGAAAUCUACAACUGGAAGCUGAUUAAAGGCAUAUUUCAUCUGGUACAGACCAAGAAGAUCAGCAAACAGGAAUUCAAGCAAGAAGCGCAGAACUUCAGGCUGAUCACCAGGACGAACGAAGGUCACUGGAACAUCUUCCGAGCCCAGACGUCCGAGCUGAGGAUGACAGAGAGCCCAGAGAAAGAAACAAAGAACUUGUAA
Phaethon lepturus (White-tailed tropicbird) is the source of this 1220-nucleotide messenger RNA. RefSeq names its product chordin-like 2 (gene CHRDL2). The record is from RefSeq and is a predicted model, not a curated record. Gene Ontology annotation, molecular function: protein binding. NCBI's taxonomy places the organism in Eukaryota, Metazoa, Chordata, Aves, Phaethontiformes, Phaethontidae. The transcript has 10 exons. The annotation marks the transcript as partial.